Penicillium lagena is the source of this 378-nucleotide messenger RNA. RefSeq lists its product as uncharacterized. Bases 1 to 378 code for a protein of 125 amino acids. The record is from RefSeq and is a predicted model, not a curated record. The transcript has a single exon. NCBI's taxonomy places the organism in Eukaryota, Fungi, Ascomycota, Eurotiomycetes, Eurotiales, Aspergillaceae.
AUGGCCGAGCGGCUCGUCGUCCUCCGGGGCGGAAUCAUAGAGCUUGCUGAUGAUCGGGAAGGCAACACUAGGGAGCUGCUAUUCAUGCUCCUCGAAGUUCUCAGCCUCGAAGUCCUCAGCAGAAGCAAUAGCAAGGUUGUCCUCGAGCCAAUUCAUAGUCUGUUGCGGACUUCGAUCUUAGCCUUGACCGACUUAUCGUCCUUGGCGAACUCUUUGGCUCUUAUUACUAUGCGUUCGAUCUCCUCUGGGGUCAGACGACCUUUGUCUUUAGCGAUUGUCAUCGACUCCUCUUUCCCAGUGGCCUUAUUGCUGGCGCUGACCUUGAGAAUACCGCUAGCGUCGACGUCGAAAGAGUUGCUAUUAGAAAUCCUGAUAUAA